Molecule: messenger RNA, 1011 nt
Organism: Zymoseptoria tritici IPO323
Lineage: Eukaryota; Fungi; Ascomycota; Dothideomycetes; Mycosphaerellales; Mycosphaerellaceae
Exons: 3
Coding region: 1-1011 (336 amino acids)
Molecular function (GO): oxidoreductase activity
Source: RefSeq, a predicted model, not a curated record
AUGGCUACGAUGCGUGCAGUCGAGAUCAAGGAUGGCAAAGGCCCGCUUGAGAACCUCCACAUCACCGAGAUCAAACGACCCUCGAUCUCCUCCUCUCAAGCCCUCGUCAAAGUCCGUGCAUUCGGCCUGAACCGCAUGGAUCUCCUGCAGCGCGAAGGAAAGUAUCCGGUCCCUCCGCAAGCUCCUUCAACACUCGGCGUGGAGUUCAGCGGCACGAUUGAAGAGGUGGCGGAUGGAAACGAGGAGGGAUACAAGAAGGGUGAUGAGGUGUUCGGACUGGCAUAUGGAGGAGCGUAUGCGGAGUAUAUUGCCGUGUCGACGCAUAUGCUUGUCAAGAAGCCGGAGGAGUUGAGCUGGGAGGAGUGUGCGGGCAUACCAGAGGUCUACAUCACCGCCCUACAAGCAAUGUACCUCAUUGGCGAAUUCGAACCCGGCAAAUCCAUCCUCUGGCACGCCGGUGCCUCCUCAGUCGGCAUCGCAGGCCAACAACUCAGCAAAGUCAACGGCGCUUCCAAAGUCUUCGCCACAGCUCGCAGCGACGAUAAGUGCAAUUGGUGUGUCUCCGAUCUCGGGGCUACUGCGGCGUACAAUAGCACCAACACCGAUUGGGCGGAGGAAGUGCUCAAAGCGACGGACAACAAGGGUGUGGAUAUUAUCGUUGACUUCAUCGGACCGGACACUUUUGCUGCGGACUUGAAAGCAAUCGCGAAAGAUGGACGGAUCGUCAACUUGGCUACGCUGAGUGGGCUGCACCUGAAGGACACGAACGCCAACUUUGGUGCCUUUGUUGCGAAGCGGGUUCGGUACGAGGGAAGCAGUCUGAGGUCUCGAGACGAGAAGUAUCAAGGCAAGUUAAGGAAUCACUUGGUCGAGCACGCCUUGCCUAUGUUCAAGGAUGGGCGACUGCGGUCGAUUGUGGAGAAGGUGUUCCCUUGGGAGCAGAUCCAAGAGGCGCAUAAACUGAUGGAGAGUAAUCAGACAAAGGGCAAAAUUAUUUGCACGAUUGGGUAG